Solea senegalensis (Senegalese sole) is the source of this 1324-nucleotide messenger RNA. RefSeq names its product C-type lectin mannose-binding isoform-like. The record is from RefSeq and is a predicted model, not a curated record. The transcript is spliced from 7 exons. Bases 101 to 1054 code for a protein of 317 amino acids. Lineage: Eukaryota; Metazoa; Chordata; Actinopteri; Pleuronectiformes; Soleidae.
ACAUUUUAAAAUCCUUCAGCAGCUGGAUUUCAAACGUUCUGUAUUAGUGGGAACGACACCUUUACUGCAAUAAUCCGUCCACCUGCCAGUCAACUCAGAGAUGGGCUGUCAUGUGACGUUGACGCUGUUGUUUGUUGGGUGGAGCCUCAGCUCCUGCUCUCCCCCACGUAUGUACUACCAGGUAAACCAGCCCAUGACCUGGUUGCAGGCUCAGAACUUCUGCAAAGAGCAUUACACAGACCUGGCAACCUUUGAAAGCCACGAUGAUAUAAGAAUGCUAGAACCUACGAUUCCCGACCGGUCAUGGUUCGGACUGUUUGAUGACCCCAAAUCCUGGCAGGAAAACCUUGGAAAUGAGUCCAACUCCUGGAGAUGGUCAGUGACUGGUGAAACAGGCAAAACUACUUUUAAGGCUUGGGCUAGUGGAGAGCCCUCUUAUUCAAAUGGAAAUGAAGUCUGUGUAAUCAUGAAUCCUGAUGGAACUUGGGCAGACACCAACUGCCUCAUUGGAUACACUUUUGUUUGUUACACAGUCACAAACCAAAGCGAGAAAGUCUAUCAUUUCAUCCCGACUGGGAAGUCGUGGAAUUCUGCUCAGGAAUACUGCAGACAACACUACACAGACCUUGCUAUGAUUGAGACCACUGAAGAAAACGCUUUGGUCUUUUCAAAAACUGGUGGUCAGACAUCUUGGCUCGGUCUGUACCGAGUGCCAUGGACAUGGUCUGACGGGUCUCACAGUUCCUUCAAGUACUGGGAGUACGAUCAACCAAACAACUACUACCUAGAACCAGAACACUGUGCCGGUUUCUUGUUGGGUUCUCGUAGAUGGCAUGACGCACCCUGUAACAUGUCGCUGCCUUUCAUUUGUCAUCGAGUAACAACACUAAAGACCACGGUGGGGAUGCAGAUCAGGACUGAUGCAGAUAUGACAGAUCCAGCUGUUAUGGAACACUUUCUCCAGCAGAUCCAUAUAAGGCUGACAAACCUGGGAUUCACAGACUUCAAGCUUCAGUGGAAGAAUCUACCCUCAAACCAAACCAAGAAGACCUGAGUGGACCAUCUUUAUUCCAUCUCCCAAGCAGUGGAGAAAAUAUUGAACUGCUUCCCAAUGAUUUUGCUGUGUUGUUUAUGGAGUAGUUAAGCGAACAGAAGACGAUAACAGAGGAUAAUGUUGUUAGUAUGUGUGGUGUGAUGUUUCCUCAGUAUCUUCUGUUACUUGUGUCCUCAGGCUAAAUAGAGCAAAUGUAUCAUCUCCAACAUACAAGCAUUUCACUGCUGAAAGAGCUCAUAUCAUCAAUAUGCCGUAUACUUUUUAUGUACU